GGGCGGCCGCCCUCCGGCUGCCGAGGUCCGGACUCGGGAGCCCUCGCGGGGCCCUGCUGGCAGGUGGAGGCGCUGACCUGGUACACGGAGAGGGUGCUGUCCGGGUUCCUCCCGCUUCACCCCGGCCUCGGACCCUCCCCGAGAGUCAAGAGGGGGCGCAGUGGGGGCCCUGUUCGUGUCCGAGGCUGGCUGCGCGUCUUGGUGCCUCCCGUUCCCCCUUUUGCCCCGGCCCUGUCCUCAGCGUUCGGUUCCCGGCAGGUGCCGCUUCACCCGGCGCGCCGGGAGGAUCAGCGCGGCCCGUGCCCCUCCCCCGCACAACAAAGCCGGAGCCACCCCCACCUGCAGAUGGCUUUACAUGGCCCCGACGCCACCCAGAUAGGCACCUGUUGGCGGAAGUGCCCGAGUCACCUCCUUAGGCUAGAGGACUGGGGACACUCCGCAGCCACCCUUCAGGCUGACUGGUGGAACAGUAUCCCAGUACUGCUGAUGGCCUGCCGGCCUUGCCGAGGAGCUGGGCGUAUCUGGUGUUGCCGAUCUCACAAGAGUGAGCCUAGAAGCUGGUCGCUGCUGGAACAGUUGGGCUUGGCCGGGGCAGACCUGGCAGCCCCUGGGGUGCAACAGCAGCUGGAGCUGGAGCGAGAGCGGCUGAGGCGAGAGAUCCGCAAGGAGCUGAAGCUGAAGGAGGGUGCAGAGAACUUGCGAAGGGCCACCACCGACCUGGGCCGUAGCCUAGGCCCUGUGGAGCUGCUACUUCGGGGUUCUGCACGUCGCCUGGACUUGCUGCACCAGCAGCUGCAGGAGCUGCACGCACAUGUGGUGCUGCCUGACCCUGCAGCAGGCAAUGAUGCUCCCCAAUCCCCAGGGGACAGUGGCCCCACCUGCUUAUCCACCAACCUAAGCCGAGUGGCUGGCCUAGAGAAGCAGCUGGCCAUUGAGCUGAAGGUCAAACAAGGAGCAGAAAACAUGAUCCAGACCUACAGCAACGGCAGCACCAAGGACCGGAAGCUGCUACUGACAGCACAGCAGAUGCUGCAGGACAGUAAGACCAAGAUCGAUAUCAUCCGCAUGCAGCUCCGCCGUGCACUGCAGGCUGGCCAGCUGGAGAGCCAGGUGACCCCUGAUGAGGCCCAAGGGGAUCCAGACCUGGGAGCGAUAGAGCUACGCAUCGAGGAGCUGAGACACCACUUCCGAGUCGAGCAUGCUGUGGUGGAAGGUGCCAAGAAUGUCUUGCGUCUGCUCAGUGCUGCGAAGGCCCCAGACCGCAAGGCCGUCAGCGAGGCUCAGGAGAAAUUGACCGAGUCCAACCAAAAACUGGGGCUGCUGCGGGAGGCGCUGGAGCGGCGCCUCGGGGAGCUGCCCGCCGACCACCCUAAGGGGCGGCUGCUGCGGGAGGAGCUUGCGGUGGCCUCGUCCGCAGCCUUCAGCGCACUCCUGACUGGGCCCUUCCCCGCCAUGCCCUACAGCACCCUGUGCAAGCCUGCGCCACUCACAGGGACCCUGGAAGUACGUGUGGUAGGCUGUAGGGACCUUCCAGAGACCAUCCCUUGGAACUCUUCCACCUCGAUGGGGGCACCUGGGACCCCUGAUAGCCGUACACCUUUUCUGAGCCGCCCAGCCCGGGGCCUUUACAGCCGGAGUGGAAGCCUCAGUGGUCGGAGCAGCCUCAAGGCAGAAGCUGAGAGCACAAGCAAGCCGGAAGAAUGUUCCACUGUUUCCUGCUGCCCUCUCCUGGUUUCAGCUGAGGUCAGCACUGUGCUCAAGUUGGACAAUGCAGUGGUGGGACAGACAUCCUGGAAGCAGUGUGGCCCCAAUGCUUGGGACCAGAGCUUCACCCUGGAGCUGGAGAGGGCUCGGGAGCUGGAAUUAGCAGUGUUCUGGCGGGACCAGCGGGGCUUGUGUGCGCUCAAAUUUCUGAAGUUGGAGGACUUCUUGGACAAUGAGAGGCACGAAGUGCAGCUGGACUUGGAACCCCAGGGCUGCCUGCUGGCUGAGGUCACCUUCCGUAACCCACUCAUUGAGAGGAUUCCUCGGCUCCGGAGGCAGAAGAAAAUCUUCUCCAAGCAGCAAGGGAAAGCCUUUCAGCGUGCCAGACAGAUGAACAUUGAUGUGGCCACAUGGGUGCGGCUGCUCCGGAGGCUUAUCCCCAAUGCCACGGCCACAGGCACCUUCAGCCCCAGUGCAUCCCCAGGCUCCGAGGCCCGGCACACAGGAGACAUAUCCAUGGAGAAGCUGAACCUCGGGGCAAACCUGGACAGCUUGCCUGAGAAGAGCCUACCUGGGCCACCGUCCAGCCCAUCUAGUCUGAGCUCCCUGACUCAGCAAUCCACCUCUACUCCAGAGCUGCCUUCAGAGACCCAGGAGACCCCAGGCCUUGGCCUGUGCAGCCCCCUGAGGAAGUCACCCCUGACACUUGAGGACUUCAAGUUCCUGGCGGUGCUGGGCCGGGGUCACUUUGGGAAGGUGCUGCUGUCUGAAUUCCGCUCCAGUGGGGAGCUCUUUGCCAUCAAGGCCUUAAAGAAAGGUGACAUCAUAGUCCGAGAUGAGGUGGAGAGCCUGAUGUGUGAAAAACGGAUCUUGGCUGCUGUGACCAGCGCAAGACAUCCCUUCCUGGUGAACCUUUUCGGCUGUUUCCAGACCCCCGAGCAUGUGUGCUUUGUGAUGGAGUACUCAGCGGGUGGGGACCUGAUGCUGCAUAUCCACAGCGAUGUGUUCUCAGAGCCUCGGGCUGUCUUCUAUUCGGCCUGUGUGGUGCUGGGUCUGCAGUUCCUUCAUGAACACAAGAUUGUCUACAGGGACCUGAAGUUGGACAAUUUGCUCCUGGAUACCGAGGGCUAUGUCAAGAUCGCAGACUUUGGCCUCUGCAAGGAGGGGAUGGGAUAUGGGGACCGGACCAGCACAUUCUGUGGGACUCCAGAGUUCCUGGCGCCAGAAGUGCUGACAGACACAUCCUACACACGGGCAGUGGAUUGGUGGGGACUAGGUGUGCUGCUCUACGAGAUGCUGGUCGGCGAGUCUCCGUUUCCUGGGGACGAUGAGGAGGAGGUAUUUGAUAGCAUCGUCAACGAUGAGGUUCGCUAUCCCCGCUUCCUGUCAGCAGAGGCUAUCGGCAUCAUGCGAAGGCUGCUGCGGAGGAAUCCAGAGCGGAGGUUGGGGUCCACUGAGCGAGAUGCAGAAGAUGUGAAAAAACAGCCUUUCUUUAGGACCCUGAGCUGGGAUGCCCUACUGGCCCGACGCCUGCCCCCACCCUUUGUGCCCACGCUUUCGGGGCGUACUGAUGUCAGCAACUUCGACGAGGAGUUCACUGGGGAGGCCCCGACGCUGAGCCCACCCCGAGACCCUCGGCCCCUCACGGCAGCGGAACAAGCGGCCUUCCGGGAUUUUGACUUUGUGGCAGGGGGCCGCUAGCUCCCCCGUCCUGCCUCGCCGAAGAGCACUUAGUUUUUAAGAAGGCCUUUGGGCUUUGCCCCACACAUA
This is a messenger RNA of Nannospalax galili (Upper Galilee mountains blind mole rat), 3474 nucleotides long. It is a transcript of the gene Pkn1, whose product is annotated as protein kinase N1. Bases 346 to 3405 code for a protein of 1019 amino acids. Gene Ontology annotation, molecular function: small GTPase binding; ATP binding; protein serine/threonine kinase activity. The record is from RefSeq and is a predicted model, not a curated record. Gene Ontology annotation, biological process: intracellular signal transduction; peptidyl-serine phosphorylation. The transcript is spliced from 23 exons. Lineage: Eukaryota; Metazoa; Chordata; Mammalia; Rodentia; Spalacidae.